AUGACAUGUCAGCCGACAGAAUGUAAUCCAAGAAAGCGGACUGUAACCAAUGAUUUCACGCACUCAACACGGGCUAACCUGCUGCUUGAAUUCCUUCAACACUUGGUAUAUCAUGGCUGGCCUUCGCACAUCAUUGGCUUGGCGUUUGUACUAGCCAUCGGCUUUCUUCUUGUUAUCUUAUCGUGUGCACUAUACUACAACUGGUGGCCCCUUUUAGUUGUGGCGACGUAUGUACUGGCACCACUACCAAAUGCUAUUUGCAGUCGAUGUGCUGGCGAAGAGGAUAUCAUGUCGGACUACAACAGCGGAAUCAUUGAUGCAGGACAUUUUAUCACUGGCAUGUUUAUUGUCACAGGAUUUUGCUUGCCUCUUGUAUUAGCCCACGCUGAAGUGAUCACCAUCCCUGCAAUGAUAAUGAGUGUUGCUGGUGGUAUCCUGGUGUAUGGCACAAUUAUCACGUAUACGCAUUUCUUUGCCGAUCAAGGCGAUGAGUUCUGA
Messenger RNA from Lichtheimia ornata, 498 nucleotides. RefSeq lists its product as uncharacterized. Gene Ontology annotation, biological process: late endosome to vacuole transport via multivesicular body sorting pathway. The record is from RefSeq and is a predicted model, not a curated record. The transcript is spliced from 7 exons. The coding region runs from base 1 to 498 and encodes 165 amino acids. Lineage: Eukaryota; Fungi; Mucoromycota; Mucoromycetes; Mucorales; Lichtheimiaceae. Gene Ontology annotation, cellular component: endosome; Vps55/Vps68 complex.